Penicillium canescens is the source of this 1632-nucleotide messenger RNA. Its product is annotated as sugar porter family MFS transporter. Gene Ontology annotation, molecular function: carbohydrate:proton symporter activity. Gene Ontology annotation, biological process: transmembrane transport; carbohydrate transport. The coding region runs from base 1 to 1632 and encodes 543 amino acids. Gene Ontology annotation, cellular component: membrane. Lineage: Eukaryota; Fungi; Ascomycota; Eurotiomycetes; Eurotiales; Aspergillaceae. The transcript is spliced from 5 exons. The record is from RefSeq and is a predicted model, not a curated record.
AUGGCGGGAGGAACAAGCAUUUGGUUUAGCAGCGAGGCGAAGACUGAUCCGAAGGAGAUUUUCAAUCUUCGCCUUCUCUAUCUGCUCGUUGCCGUUGCCUGGGGAGGAUCCUUCUAUGGAUUUGACACAGGAAACAUAGGGGGGAAUAUUGACGCUUCCGUCCUUCAGAAAUGCAUUCGGUUUGAACAACCCGUGGAAGAUGACCGCAAGGGAACAAUCGCCUCCAUGCUUGCAGCAGGUGGAUCAGCUGGUGCCCUACUUGCUGCGCCAACGUCGGACUAUUUCGGUAGAAAAUGGUCAGUCUUUGGCUGGGGCAUCGUUUUUGUGAUUGGUGCGGUAAUGCAAAUGAUUGCCGAUUAUGAAGUGCUCCUUGCUGGACGAUUCAUUGCAGGCAUGGGAGUCGGUGCAUCUUCAAUGCUCACUCCCCAAUUUCUGGCAGAGAACUCGCCCAAAUCUGUGCGAGGAUCGAUGACUGCAACAUACAAUCUGAUGAUUGUGACCUCACUCAUGUUGGCGUUCUGGGUAAACUACGGCGUUGCGAAGUGGUCUUUCCCAGGUGUUGAGUAUGACGACGCCCAAUGGAGAUCGGCGAUGGGGAUUCAGAUCAUUCCUGGUGCCUUGCUCUGCCUGAUGGUUCCGUUCGUUCCAGAGACUCCGCGAUAUUUGAUCAAUCAUGGCAAGGCCGAGCAAGGCCUGAAGAAUAUUUGUAAAUUGCGGAAACUUCCUGCCGAUCAUGAAUAUGUGCAGACUGAGUUCCGUGAGAUCGAGGCUCAGGUUCGACAUGAGCAGGAGUGCUUCGUGGGACAUAACUAUUGGGUUGUAUUCAAGGACAUCUUUACAUCGAAGAGCAACUUCCAGCGCUUCUUCUUGUCGAUUAUGUUAUUCCUCUUCCACAAAUUCACGGGUACUGACUCCUUGAACUACUACGCACCGGAGAUUUUUGCCUUGAUUGGAGUCAAGAGUGGCUCCUCCAGCUUACUUACCACCGGUGUAUAUGGAGUGGUGAAGACGGUUGUCACGAUUAUCUACGUGGGAUACCUUGUUGAUCGCAUCGGUCGUCGGAUUCCCCUUCUUAUUGGAGCAACGCUUCAAGCCACAGCCAUGCUAUAUCUUGCAUUAUACCUUCGCUUCACUGAUACCACCGCGGAUAGUGUAGGCGGGACUCCUGCCGGAGGUAUUGUUGGGAUUGUUUGGAUAUAUAUCUACGCGUUUGGAUGGUCUUUCGGCCACUCUGUCGCUUGCUACGUGGUCGCAGCUGAAGUGUUCCCAACCAGAAUUCGAUCAUUCUGCAUGGCUAUAUGUUUCUUUAUCAACUGGAUCGUCGACUACGGCAUUACGCGAGCCACACCAAACAUGAUCACUGAAAUGGGCUGGGGUGUAUUCCUAUUAUAUGCAAUGCUCACGUAUCUGGGGGUUGUAUUUGUAUUUUUUUGUCUGCCAGAGAUGAAAGGUCGGUCGAUGGAGAGUAUGGACGAUUUAUUCGAGCGCCCAUUGUGGACCAUGUGGAAGCAUGCGUACCCCACCGAGGAGGAGAAGAUGAGACGCGAUGUCCGAGAGGAGAUGAACAGCAAGAUUCAAGCUGUCAGGGACGAUGGAAAGAAUCAUCGCGCCGAGCAUGUGGAGACUGCUUAG